Messenger RNA from Rotaria sordida, 564 nucleotides. The record is from the annotation of a GenBank genome assembly. NCBI's taxonomy places the organism in Eukaryota, Metazoa, Rotifera, Eurotatoria, Philodinida, Philodinidae.
AUGUCACAUAUUUGUCGUCUUAUACCUCGUACAACAACAAAUCUUUUAUAUGUAUCACGUAUGAAUGCACAUACUUUACCACCAGGUACAACAGUUAAAGUACCUGAAGCUAAAGGAGGAAAUCAUAUUGUUUCGGGUUCUGGUCAAUUUAUUGCUACAGAUGGACCAUCUGGUACGGGAAGAAGUAAUAUUGGUGGUGGUAGUAGUGCAAGUAUGUUACCAGGUGCACAAACAGCUUAUGAUAAAACAAAUCCAAAUAAGACAACAGCAGAUGCUAAAGCAUCUCAAACGUCAAGUGGUCCAGAUAAAGAACAUCAAUCAAUUUUAAAAAGUCCUUUGGGUCAAUUUGGUUUAGUAGCUCUUACUGCUAUAUCAAUUUAUGGAGCUUAUAAAAUGUUACUUGGUAAUGCACCAAAUCAAAAAGAAAAUUUAAAAGAUGUACACGCACGUAUAACAAGACCGGAUCUUCAAUCUGAAUCAGCUGUUCACGCUAAAGUAGCCGAAGACAAUAAUCCAGAUAAACCUCGUGAAGGUGUUAAUCCAUCAAAGAAAAAAUCUUCAUGA